Molecule: messenger RNA, 1520 nt
Organism: Gasterosteus aculeatus aculeatus (three-spined stickleback)
Lineage: Eukaryota; Metazoa; Chordata; Actinopteri; Perciformes; Gasterosteidae
Source: RefSeq, a predicted model, not a curated record
GCCCCGACAACACAGAGGAGAAGAUGUGGAUGCUAUUUCCAUCAGUCGUCCUCCUGUCACUCAUACAGACACAGGAUGUUUUGGCAACAGGAUGUGAUUUUGUGUCAGCGACUUCUCCCUCUGCAUCAACACUGAGCGUGACGUGGAGCAGCUACGCCGGAGCGUCGGCCUACUCGCUGGACUUGAGGGUCGUGAACUCCAGCAGCGUGGCCCCUCUGGUGGUCAUGCAGACUGCGCCCAGCACACAGAGGCUGAUUCAGGGGUUAAUACCUGGAAGAACGUAUAACGUCACACUAAAAGUCUUUGAGUUUUUCACAGUUGUGUGCACAGACUUUAAAAUAACCACUACAGUGCCCGCCACAUCUCAGAUCACCUUUUCCAGAGCUCUUUCCAGUACAUCCAUAAGGUUUGAGUGGUCCAGCGCGUCAGGAGCGGACGCCUACAUUCUGUUUGUGGAGGAAUUGUUUAAUUCUCCCGCAGCAAGUUUCAACCGGACCUUCGCGUCUCUGGGGGGACAAGUGGAUGGCCUUGCUCCGUCCACAACGUACAACUGCUACGUUUUCUCAUCAAACAGCGCUGGAAGAGGCGCCAGGAGCACCACGAGAACAAUCACCACGCUGGUCCAGCCCCCAACCGGUGUGAGUGUUGAGUCGACGGGGAAGAGCACCGCCCGGGUGACGUGGGACGCUGUGAGCAGAGUCCUGGUUUAUCAGGUGGUUGUGCUCGACAACGAUAACCCCAUCAGCAGCCGGGUCACCAGAGACACUUCCAACACAUGGCUGGACAUCGGCGAUCUGGAGCCCUGCUCCACCUACACAGUGGGGGUGUCAUCCGUCAAUUUCUUCUUCGUUCCCGGGGAAGCCGCUAAUGAGACACACACCACCUCGACAAUCAACCCGGUGACGACAGUCUCCGCGGACUACAGCUGCUCCAGCGGCAUGGCGACAGUAACCUGGGAUUUGGUAUUCGGGGCCAACUCGUACAGAGCGACGGCCGUCGGUAGCAUCGGCGCGUCCGUCAACUGCACGUCGACCACCGCCGGCUGCCAGAUCACCGCGCUCAAAUGUGGUGAGAUGUACUCGGUCCGCGUGGUCGCCAUAUCUGACGACUGUGAGAGCACCUCCAACGCCACCGACUCCUUCGAGACAGUGCCCUGUGCUCCGGCUGACGCUCAUGUCAGCCACGACUGUGGCAGCAAUGUGAUCGUCUACAGAUGGAAGCCCACCAACAACACCCUGUACUACGUGGCAACGGCUGAGGACGAGGACGGCAGGGAGACCGAGUGCAGGACGCCAGACAGCAUGUGUUACUUUACCAAUGUAAUGUGGUCAGUUCUACAAGUACACUGUGUACGCCGUCAGCGCUGGUUGCAACACAGAGGUCAGCCAGCCUGAGUUCGUCCGCACCUCUCCGUGUGAACCAGCAACCGUAAAGACAGGAGCUGGUUGUCUCUCUGACACAUUGUCCACAACCUGGGAUUCGGCCGCUGGAGCUCAUUCCUACACGGUGGAGGCCGUGGG